Molecule: messenger RNA, 1643 nt
Organism: Hipposideros armiger (great roundleaf bat)
Lineage: Eukaryota; Metazoa; Chordata; Mammalia; Chiroptera; Hipposideridae
Gene: PPAN
Product: peter pan homolog
Exons: 12
Coding region: 85-1479 (464 amino acids)
Biological process (GO): rRNA processing; ribosomal large subunit assembly
Cellular component (GO): preribosome, large subunit precursor
Molecular function (GO): rRNA binding
Source: RefSeq, a predicted model, not a curated record
CGUGAUAGCUUCGCCGGUGCCGGAAAUGAGUGGUGUGGCGCCGGAAGCGGCCGGCAGAACGGCCCUCGUGGAGAAGACGGCGGCAUGGGGCAGUCAGGGCGGUCCCGGCACCAGAAGCGCGCGCGCGCCCAGGCUCAGCUCCGCAACCUCGAGGCCUACGCCGCGCAGCCGCACUCGUUCGUGUUCUCUCGGGGCCGCGCGGGUCGCGGCGUCCGGCAGCUCAGCCUGGACCUACGACGGGUGAUGGAGCCGCUCACUGCCAGCCGCCUGCAGGUACGAAAGAAAAAUUCUCUGAAGGAUUGUGUGGCAGUGGCUGGGCCCCUUGGGGUCACACAUUUCCUGAUCUUGAGCAAAACGGAGACCAGUAUCUACUUUAAGCUGAUUCGCCUCCCAGGAGGCCCCACCUUGACCUUCCAGAUCAACAAGUACACACUGGUGCGUGAUGUGGUCUCCUCACUGCGCCGGCACCGCAUGCACGAGCAACAGUUCACCCACCCGCCUCUCCUGGUGCUCAACAGCUUUGGCCCCCACGGCAUGCAUGUGAAGCUCAUGGCCACCAUGUUCCAGAACCUGUUCCCCUCCAUCAAUGUGCACAAGGUGAACCUGAACACCAUCAAGCGCUGCCUUCUCAUCAGUUACAACCCGGACUCCCAGGAGCUGGACUUCCGCCACUAUAGCAUCAAAGUUGUUCCUGUGGGUGCAAGUCGAGGGAUGAAGAAACUUCUCCAGGAGAAGUUCCCCAACAUGAGCCGUCUACAGGACAUCAGCGAGCUGCUGGCCACGGGCGCGGGGCUGUCGGAGAGCGAGGCAGAGCCCGAUGGCGAACACAACAUUACAGAGCUGCCCCAGGCUAUCGCGGGGCGCGGCAACAUGCGGGCCCAGCAGAGCGCCAUUCGGCUCACUGAGAUCGGGCCUCGGAUGACACUGCAGCUUAUCAAGAUCCAGGAGGGUGUCGGGGAGGGGAACGUGCUGUUCCACAGUUUCGUGCAUAAAACAGAGGAGGAGCUGCAGGCCAUCCUGGCAGCCAAGGAGGAGAAGCUGCGUCUCAAGGCCCAGAGGCAGGACCAGCAGGCCCAGAAUGUACAGAGGAAGCGGGAGCAGCGAGAGGCCCACAAGAAGAAGAGCCUGGCGGGCAUGAAACGAUCACAGGCAGAGGCUGAUGGGGACAGCGAUGCUGAAGACCCUGGGGCCCCCCCUGAGGCAGAGGGGGCCGGCCAGCAGGAGGAGGAGGAUGAAGCCGAGUAUUUCCGCCAGGCAGUGGGCGAGGAGCCUGAUGAAGACAUGUUCCCAAAGGCCCGACGGAGACGACCCAACGGGCCUCCAAGCAAGAAGCGGCGGGUAAAGGAGCGGAAGCUGGACCGAGGCAGUGACCGGAGGCCUCCAAAGGCAAAGGGCAAACCCUGGAGGGCCCAGGCCAAGCUGGGGCCCCGAGGGGCUGCUCAGAACAGUGGGCGAGGCCGACCUCGGCCACCUAAGUGAGUGGCCUGAGGCCAAGCCUAAGCCGAGGAUGGAAUGCCCCAGAUUGGGGCCCGAGAGAUGCUGCCCUGGGCUCUGGCCCAGGUGUCCAGGUGCAUCCCUGUUUCCUUUCAUAAAGGAGCUGGUUCCCCAACCGCCUACUCUAAUAAACACUGAUUUCUCAUGAA